AUGCAACCAAGUGGCCCUUUCCCUCUCCUCGCUGUCGAACUGGUCGAGCUGAUCGCAGAGUCUCUCGAUGACAAUGAUCUCUUGGAAAUACGUUUAGUCUGCAGUGAACUCCAGCGAAAAACGUUCCAUUACUUUGCACAACGCUUCUUCUCUUUGAUCAGGACCGACCUCUCCAACGAUAGCCUACGUCGGAUCAAUGCAAUUUCCCACCAUGCAGAGCUGCGCUUUCACGUCCACAGCCUUGCUUUCAUGCUCCGGAAUCAGAACGGCGUUGGCCACGGUCUGGUUUGGGACCGCCACCCCUGGGGUCCCGUCUCAGCACCCCUCGAUGUCCCGGUCAUUCGAUCUCUGCGAAAUAAUUUGAUCCAUAAUUUGAUACAUUGUCGAUCUUUUUUCAUAUUUUGUCGAUACCCAGAAGGCCACCCUGAUAUGAGCCAUUUCACUAUUACUGAUGUUGUCGCGGUCUUUUUUGCCCUCGUCGAUUCUUAUCUGCCGGUUUCUGCAUUCCACCUGAUCUAUGCCAAUAGCCAUUCAAGUCCUUUGCUCAUGGAUAUGCGCCGUCUUCCCAAGUUAAUUUACCACCAACCAGAGUUCAAGCUUGUCUGGGCCAAUCUGAAAAAGCUGUCUCUGGAGCAACGCCUCACGUUGGAUAACUUCAACUUUCUUCUGGAGCUAGUUCUCGGAGCUCCAAAUAUUCAGACACUGGGGUUAAACCUGGGCUUCCACGACAUGGCCACUGAGUUUAUGCAUGAGCUAGCCGAGAAGGCCAAUUUCCCCAGGCUGUGUGAUCUCGCUCUGGUCCGCACGGCCGUGCGGGGUCCUGAUCUCCAUAAAUUGCUCGGCAAUGUUCGUGACAAUUUAACCGCCCUUGAACUGAAUCGCGUUACUUUAGUUCCGGGCAGCGAUUGGACUCCAUUCCUUCAAGAGCUUUGUGAGGCAUUCCCAGCCUUGCAUCGUAUCUCGCUAUAUUACCUGUGGGCCAGCACGCCGGCCAAGAGUCUACACAACUUCCAAAACAUCCAAAAGAUAUCUUCCUGGUGUACUUCCAAAGAUCAAGAUUUAUAUGUACAUUAUUCAGAUGAUGUUCAAAACCCCACGAUUCUUGGGGUAGAGUACUCUGGGUCCAAGGUGUCACAAAUACUGAGCCUGUUGCAAGCCACGUCAUGA
This is a messenger RNA of Penicillium salamii, 1167 nucleotides long. Lineage: Eukaryota; Fungi; Ascomycota; Eurotiomycetes; Eurotiales; Aspergillaceae. The record is from the annotation of a GenBank genome assembly.